CGUCUAUUUUAAGAGUCAAGAAAUAAAUAAAUAAAUAUAAAAAUAAAAAAAAAUUAAAAAGCGAACAUUUCGAUGGAAACAUUUCGAUGAACACAUAGCUACUGGAACCUGUUAUUCCUGCACACACUGGGCGGUUAAACAGUAACGGAGCGCCUCAGAGUGUUGGAGCAGAGAGCAGAUGAUUAUCAGGAAGACCUUUGCUACAAUGUCAUGGCACAAGUACACGUUUACACACAGUCUGGUCUGAACUUGUACUGGAGUGAUUAAAGGGCCAUUAGACCUGGUUUAAAUAGGACAAUCUGGUGGAAAAGUGGACUGUUUCCGGUUCCUGGGUGACAUUUGAGGUUUUGGGGUGAAGAAGAGGCACUUUAUGGAUUGAAAAAAACUCCUGUGUGAAGUCAGUGUCAGGAAAAAUGUUUAUAUACAGAGUGCUGAGUUUGUGCUUAAUGCUGAUUUUUGUGGAUUUGAUCUCACAACCUGCUGCAGCUCAGUCUUGUGAAGGUCGGUGUGGUGAAAAGUUGGCGUCCUGUUCCUGCCGCCCGACAUGCGAGACCUUAUUGAACUGCUGUACAGAUGUGAAACAGUUCUGCCUGGACAUCUCACCUCACUCCGGCUCUCUGCUCGGAGGAACCGACUUCAAACUGCUCAACGUCAAGUUUGACAAGAACCUCAACCUCACCUGCAGGUUUAAGUCUGAGAUCACGACUCAGGGCUACGUGGAUGCAGAAGGUGUGGGUCACUGCAUCUCUCCCCUGCUGUUUGAGUCCGGCUGGAUCCCAUUUAAGGUUUCCACUGAUGGACUGAACUAUAACCGAGCUGGACGAUGGCUCUCAGUGCACCACAGUAAGCUGAGCGCGGAGUAUAAGCUCAUCCUGGUGAACGGGACUCAUUGGCAGUAUUACGGUACGCCGGGCGUCGGUGGGAUUCUGCUGAUGGUGUGGAAUUCAUCUCUAAUUAAAGCUGAGAGAGUAAACGUUGAGCUGUGGGGCUAUGACGAGUUCGGAGAGCCGUACACUGAUCAGUGGAGGGCCGAGUGGAAGUAUCUGUACACUGUAGGGAAGAAUGUGAUCAAUAAUGGGACAUUCAGCUUCGUCCCAACACCCAGUGAAAUGCCGCUGGCGCAGUGGCACAUGGGCAGCAUGAGGGUCAGUCCAAGCACCGAACCUGACGGCACAUGGAACGUGAACGCUCUGUGGAAUGGUGAUCAUGCUUUGGCUUAUCACCUGGAGGAGGCCUUCAGGAAAGAUUCUGCAGCUUGGGCUUUGGAAAAGUGUCUGAAGUGGGAUCGAGAGGAAAAGCUGAUGCCCAGUUUCCUGACUGAGAUCAUCGAUUGCCCCUGCACGCUGGCACAAGCCCGAGCCGACACCGGCAGAUUCCAUACAGACUACGGCUGUGAUAUUGAGAAAGGCAGUAAGUGCACUUAUCAUCCAGGAGCUGUGCACUGUGUUAGAGCCAUUCAGGGCAGUCCGAAGUACGCAGCAGGUCAGCAGUGUUGUUACGACAAAACCGGAGCUCAGGUUCUCACCAGUGACUCGAUUGGUGGAAGUACCCCGGACCGAGGGCAUGACUGGGGGUCACCACCGUAUCAAAAGCCCCCCAGAGUGCCAGGAUUCUCCCACUGGAAAUACGACGUGAUCACGUUUUACUACUGCUGCCUGUGGUCAGAUAACUGCGACUAUUAUUUCACACAUCGCCCGUCCAGCGACUGCAGGACAUACCAGCCUCCUAAAGCAGCCUCCGUGCUUGGUGAUCCUCACUUCAUCACGUUCGAUGGUUCCAAGUACACCUUUAACGGUAAAGGAGAAUACGUCCUGCUUCACUCACCAGAGUUCCAGCUGAUGGUCCAGGGCAGAACUGAGCCAAUGAAAUCAGAGAACGGCUCUGUCAUCAUGGCGACGCGUCUCUCCUCGGUGGCCAUGAAGGAGAAGGACUCUGAUGUCAUCGAGGUGCGUCUUGCGGAUAAACCGGAUCAUCUUCAGGUCUUACAGAACCAACAGGUGCUUAGUUUCUCUGAACAGACCUGGAUGGAUCUUGAAGGUGUGUUUGUGUUCUCGGCGGUACCCCAGAACGUCACAGUGAUGUUCCCCUCAGGCGCCGGGGUCGAGGUCAGAGGUCGCGGAGGGGUCAUGACCCUGACUGUUUUACUGCCGCAGGAGUUUAAGGAGCAGACACAGGGCCUGCUGGGGAAAAUGAACGACGAUCCUGACGAUGAUUUGACCUCCAGCGAUGGGAUGGUUGUGGGAGGAGACAGCAGCGCUCAGGACAUUUUCACAUUCGGAGCAGGAUGGGCCAUUAAAAACGAGUCUUCUCUCUUCACCUAUGACUCAGAGCAUCUCCUAAACGAGUACUACUUCUCCCCGAAGCAUGAUCCCUCGUUCAUCCCGCAGUUCUCCGUCAAUGAAGAUGCGUCCGAUCCGCUCCUGAGUCCCACGCUGAAGAUGUGUGUAGGAGACGGAGCUCAGUUCUGUAAAUACGACACGCUAAGCACACGCAGUCUGGAGCUGGGCAACAGCACGCUGCAUGCUGUCCGCUCUCACACGGCCACGACGCAGGACCUACAGCCUGUGGUGUCCUGUGGCGGGCUACAGCCGCCCAAGCACGGGCAAAAAGAAGGAACGCUGUAUUUGGAGGGGGCUAGUGUCAGAUUCUCCUGUAACCAUGGUUACCGCCUCUAUGGCUCACAGGAGCGUGUAUGUCAGGAAGACGGACGGUGGUCAGGAGAGGAUGCACACUGUGUUUCAGACGACAUUUUGGGAAUCGUGUUGGGCAGCGUCGGUGCGGUCCUCACCCUGGUCGUCAUGGUGAUCGCAAUCGUCCUCUACACUCGGAAACAGAAGAGAGAAAGAAUAAAGGAGAGAGAAAACAAGGCAGUUUAUCAACACAAUGCCGACAAUCUGUGAAACGCCUCAGCUGCUGCGCUAACACUCCAUUAUACUGUGAGAUUUUACUGUGCCUUUUAAAUGCAACAGUGCACUAAACAUGAUGUAAAGCUUCCUGAUUUUUAUAUUUUUUUUUGCAGUAUUGACACCCAGCAGCCAUGUUUUUAAAUUGUGUAGGUUUUAAUUAAACCUGUCGUGAUGUGAUUAGUUUUUUCCAUGGUGCUAAUUUCGUAGCAAUGCCCUCUCCUGCCAGGGCUAACCUCACUCACGACUGAACCUUUGUGCAUUAUUCAUAGUCUAGUAUUGUGUCUGAAGGAUAUAAAUACAUUAAUUGUACGAAAAAAUAAUCAGGGAUGGACAGAAUACUUUCAGGAAGUAGAGAUAGCUGAAUAUUGAAUACACUGUCCUGAACUAAUGUAGUAAUGUAUUCUGAAAGUGACAUCAGCAUUUAUAUUGGGAAAGUUCCUCAUCUUCAGAAUCAGGUUCUGCACAUGCUCAAGUUGAUUUAAAGCGCUGGUGUGGCUGCGGAUUUUCAUUUUAAUCAAGCAUGAGGCACACCGUGGCUUUUCAAUCGAAUAUCAGGUGUGACUCCUGCUUGGUUGGAAAUGGAUUAGAUAUAAAGUUAAGAAAAUAUUUAAAUAUUCUUUAAAAAAAAGAAAUUUUAAAUAAAUUACUCAGGUUUAGUUCAUAGUUUUGGUCUCUGUACAUAUCUGUCAGAAAUGUGGUGUGUCAGAAAUGUUUUUAUUGGCCAAUAGAUAAAAUGAUUAAAGUCUUCUGAAUUGUUUUAUUUCAAUUCAUCACUUUGAAAAAUCAAAUCUGAAUGGUAAAAGACAGCAUUUUAAAAUUGAAUAUCUGAACAUCACAGUUUUCUCUGAAUGUAGAGAACAUAUGGUCUGAGUAUUUACAAUAAAUGAGGAUGACGUGGUGA
Molecule: messenger RNA, 3807 nt
Organism: Pangasianodon hypophthalmus (striped catfish)
Lineage: Eukaryota; Metazoa; Chordata; Actinopteri; Siluriformes; Pangasiidae
Gene: susd2
Product: sushi domain containing 2
Exons: 16
Coding region: 414-2900 (828 amino acids)
Source: RefSeq, a predicted model, not a curated record